AUGCAACUCCUCCUUCUUUCCCAUGUGAUUCUCCUCCGCCUUUCUCAUGUUAUGCAUCUCCUUCUUUCCCAUGUCAUUCUCCUCCACCUUUCUCAUGUUAUGCAUGUCCUUCUUUCCCAUGUCAUUCUCCUCCGCCUUUCUCAUGUUAUGCAUCUCCUUCUUUCCCAUGUGAUUCUCCUCCACCUUUCUCAUGUUAUGCAUCUCCUCCUUUCUCCGUACUCUUCCCCUCCACCUUUCUUAUGCUAUUCUCCUUCUCUUUUCUCAUGCUAUUCUUUUCCUACUUGCAAACUUCUAUUGUCAUUUCCUUUUUAUCCCCUCUUUCUUUCCUAUGUUAUUUUCCUUCUCCUCUUUCUCUUUUCCCAUGUUAUCCUCCUCCACCUUUCUCAUGUUAUGCAACUCCUCCUUUCUCGUGUUAUUCUCCUCCUCCUCUUUCUCCUUUUUGAAUGUUAUUCUUCUUCCUUCUCAUGCUACUCUCCUCUUCUUCUAGUCUCCUCUUCCUUUCUCAUGCUACUCUCCUCCUCUUCUAGUCUUCUCUUCCUUUCUCAUGCUACUCUCCUCUUCUUCUAUUCUCCUCUUCCUUUCUCAUGCUACUCUCCUCUUCUUCCAUUCUCCUCUUCCUAUCUCAUGCUUUUCCCCUCCUUCUUGAACAUGCUAUUGUCAUUUCUUUCCUAUCUCCACCUUCUUUCCCCUUCAAUUUCCCUCUUCCUCCGCCUCUUCCUCUGCCUCUUCCUCCUUUCCCGAGCUAUUCUCCUCUUUGGCAUUCCAUUUACCCGCCUUUUUCAUCGUAUUCUCCUCCUCCUUUUCCCAUCCUAUUCAUUCCCAUUCUCUUUCCUUUUUUCCUUUCUAUCUAUGCUAUUGUCAUCCUCUUCCUCUUUUUCUUAUCUCUUUUUCGGCUUUUCUUUUUUUCAUAAAAUACCAUGCACAUUUUCUCAGCCAUUUCUAAUAAUUACAAAAGCUUUUAAAUUGACGUUUUACGCCGUCGCCGCCGGGACGAGCAGCCUCCGCAAGCCAGCCAGCCAGCCGGUCUUCGUUCGCCGUCGCCGGACGACCGUUGUGCGCCUCGGCCGGGCCGGGCCUCUGCCGCCGCAAAAUCUUUCUGCCACCGUUGACCGCGUAAGGUGGGUCGCCGGACCGGGACCGGGACCGGGAUGGGCAGCUUCCGCCAGUCAGCCAGCCGCCAGCCGCCAGACGGUCUUCGUUUGCCGUCGCCGGACGCGCGUCGUGCGCCUCAGCAGAGGUCGGCGUCAAAAGUACCUUGACUAUCUCUGUCUGUCUAUCUAUCUAUCUAUCUAUCUAUCUAUCUAUCUAUCUAUCUCUGUAUAA
Acanthosepion pharaonis is the source of this 1323-nucleotide messenger RNA. Lineage: Eukaryota; Metazoa; Mollusca; Cephalopoda; Sepiida; Sepiidae. The record is from the annotation of a GenBank genome assembly.